AUGGGCCAGUGCAGGCGCAUCUGGAGGAAGUGGAGGGUUCGGUACCAGCGGAGGAUUCGGACCAGUGGAGGAUUCGGAGGAGGAGCUCCUGGAGGAGGAAGUGGAUUCGGUGGGGCAGGCGGUGGAGGAUUCGGAGGAGGAGCUGCUGGCUCGGGUAGUGGAGGUUUCGGUGGUGGGGCCGUCAGUGGAGGAAGUGGAUUCGGAGCAGGUAGUGGAGGAUUUGGAAGUGGAGCUACUGGUGGAGGAUUUAGCGGGUCAUCAGGAUCUGGUGCCUUCGGAGGAUCUUCGGGCCCUGUCGUUCCCAUAAUUUCGGACAACCGGGAAGGACCCGAUGAGUUCGGAAACUACAACUUCAACUUCGAAACUGGAGACGGCAUCACGCGCCAGGAGGUGGGGGCCCCGCAGGGACCGGCCGGCGCUGUGGCCUCUCAAGGAGCGUGGGCAUUCACUUUCCCCGAUGGAACCCCAGCCGAAUUUAGCUUCGAAGCUGACGAAAAUGGUUACCGCGUCGUGUCCGACCUGCUGCCCACGCCCCCUCCCCUCCCCGCCCACGCCAUCGCCCAGAUCGAGAAGGCUCGUCAGGAGGACGCCGCCGCUGCUGCUUCUGGUGGACGUUACAGUGGCCAGUCAGGCUCUGGUUCAGGAUUCGGCUCAGGCUCUAGCCAAUCAGGAUUCGGCUCAGGUGCUGGCCAAUCAGGAUUCGGUUCUGGUGCUGGCCAAUCAGGAUUCGGCUCUGGUGCUGGCCAAUCAGGAUUCGGCUCUGGUGCUGGCCAAUCAGGAUUCGGCUCUGGUGCUGGCCAAUCAGGAUUCGGCUCUGGUGCUGGCCAAUCAGGAUUCGGCUCUGGUGCUGGCCAAUCAGGAUUUGGCUCUGGUGCUGGCCAGUCAGGAUUCGGCUCUGGUGCUGGCCAAUCAGGAUUUGGACAGUCAGGCUCUGGUUCCGCUCAGGCACCAAGCCGAACUUAUGGCUUACCUUAGGUAUAUUUCCUUUCUCAGCGACUCGCAUGCAUUACAAAGUCAUGGUGGCUGCAGAUCUCAAAGGUCUGUGACACGAACAAUACGCUUAUAAUUAACUUAGUCUAAGAAAUAUUGUUAAAAUAAAGAAUACAGAUCA
Messenger RNA from Penaeus monodon (black tiger shrimp), 1111 nucleotides. RefSeq names its product pupal cuticle protein 36-like. NCBI's taxonomy places the organism in Eukaryota, Metazoa, Arthropoda, Malacostraca, Decapoda, Penaeidae. Gene Ontology annotation, molecular function: structural constituent of chitin-based larval cuticle. The record is from RefSeq and is a predicted model, not a curated record. Gene Ontology annotation, cellular component: chitin-based extracellular matrix. The coding region runs from base 1 to 975 and encodes 324 amino acids. The transcript has 3 exons.